Molecule: messenger RNA, 1864 nt
Organism: Notothenia coriiceps (black rockcod)
Lineage: Eukaryota; Metazoa; Chordata; Actinopteri; Perciformes; Nototheniidae
Product: protein-methionine sulfoxide oxidase mical3a-like
Exons: 15
Coding region: 230-1774 (514 amino acids)
Molecular function (GO): protein binding
Source: RefSeq, a predicted model, not a curated record
GACCUGUGUUGUCCUGCUGUCUUAACGCCUGUGAGGCUGUCGACUUCUCUACACACCAGCUGCCCACUGGGACUUUCUGCCAUCAACCACUACGGCCAGCCCGACGUUAGCGCAUGUUCGCCUUCACCUGCAUGUACGCUUUCGAGAACGCCGCCAUGGUUGCGCCAACGCACACGGCACCGCUGCUGACGGGGCUCGUGGCCGACAGCCGUUGGAGCCCUUCUGGCCCAUGGGCACUGGUAUCGCCCGAGGAUUCCUGGCAGCCAUGGACUCCGGCUGGAUGGUGAAGAGCUGGGCUCAGGGAAAAACUCCACUCGAAGUCCUAGCUGAGAGGGAAAGUAUAUAUCGUAUCCUGCCUCAAACCACGCCAGAAAACAUCAGUAAGAACUUCAGUCAUUACAGCGUGGAUCCAACCACACGUUACCCCAACAUUAGCCUUAACUUCCUCAAGCCAAGCCAGGUGAGGCACUUCUGCGACACAGGGGAGGCCAGGGAAAUGUGCAUCGAAACGGAGAAUGUGAUCAACUCGUCGACACCCAAGUUGGCCAGGAAUGACAAUUGUCUGCUUGACAAGCAGCUGCAAGAAUCAAUAGCUAGAUCCAGUAAGCUGCUGAACUGGUGCCAGAGACAAACGGAGGGAUACAGGAAUGUUAAAGUAACGGACCUUACGAUGUCUUGGAAGAGCGGUCUGGCUCUGUGCGCCCUCAUUGACAGAUACAGACCGGACCUCAUUGACUUUGUUUCCCUGGAUGAGCGCGACCAGGAGAAGAACAACCAGUUGGGUUUCGACGUGGCGGAGAGGGAGUUCGGCAUCUCGCCCUGCAUGACUGGCAAAGAGAUGUCCUCUGUGGUGGAGCCAGACAAGCUCUCCAUGGUCAUGUAUCUCAGCCAGUUCUAUGAGAUGUUUAAGGACACAGUGCCACCCGGAGAUAACCACAACAUGAGUCCUGAGGAGAAGGCAGCCCUGAUAUCCAGCACCAAGUCCCCCAUCUCCUUCCUUAGCAAACUGGGUCAGAGCAUAGCAAUAUCGAGAAAACGAAAUCCCAAGGACAAAAAGGAGAAGGAUGUGGAUAGUUUGGGGAAGAGAAGGAAAACCAGCCAGUCUGAAGACGAGGAGGUAUCCAGGUCCGGUCGCAACGACAGGCCUUCAGUCCCAGCUGUCGUGAUAGAGAGAAAAAUGGAGUCCUGCGCUUCGGGGAACCAAAACAAAGUCAAAGUCAUGGCCACCCAGCUGCUGGCCAAGUUUGAGGAGAACGCUCCACAGCCUUCAGGACUCAAACGACAGGGGGACUCUCUGCCCAAUCUGGACCAACUUUUGCCCACUAGCCCACCCCAAAGCCCUGUGAAUGAGCCAGUGCGCCUGGCGCCUGUCCCAGCAUGGAGAAAGAAGUGGUGCAGACCAAGUGUCCAGCUCGGGCUCUCGGAGCUGCCCAAAGAAAACCAUUCUGCUCCCUUCUUCCUCCUCCACUUCUUCGCUCUCUCUUCACUCAGAGGGCUCUUUCAGAAAAGAGUUCCCCGUCAACAUCGGUGGCAGCGAUGUGUGCUUCUUCUGUCGAAAGCGUGUGUACGUGAUGGAGAGGCUGAGUGCAGAGGGGAAGUUCUUCCAUCGGAGCUGCUUCAAGUGCGAAUACUGCAACACAACACUACGACUGUCCUCCUACGCCUUCGAUGUGGAGGAUGGAAAAUUUUACUGCAAGCCCCACUUCUGUUACCGACUGUCUGGCUAUGCUCAGAGGAAGAGGCCCGCCCCCUCGCCUACUCCAAUCACUGCUGAGGAGAACCAGGCGCCCCAAACUCCUACAGCGACCGUGGAUGCCCCCGGGAGGGCGAUGGCAGCGGCGUCCCCCUCGGCCGAGCUCCAGCC